CCAAAGCUUUUAACUAUCCUCUCUCUCUCUCUCUCUCAAGCCGCCUAGCCUCAAGCUGGUUCAUACAAGACUAAACUUUAAUUUCUUGCAUUCUUGAGGGUGCAUCUGGGUUUCCAUUUCUUGUUGAAAAAACGGAUCUUUCUUUGUGGGUUUUAUCUAUUCUAUCAUCUAAUUCUGCUAGAUUAAGAGUGUGUGGGAAAUUUUCAAUCUUUCUGUUUUUUGUUUGUCUUUUAACUUCUCUGGGAGUUCCUUCGUUCCAUUAAUAGGCAUCAAGAAAAGAAUAAGCAAAAUGCUACCGUUGGGUUUUCCGAAUAUGGCUCAAUACAUUUGCUAAUUGGCUGCUUUGAGCGUUGCCGCAAAAGGGUCUUGCUGUUUCUCAAAGUGGGGUUCAAUUUUCUUUGUUUGUGGAAGUUUGGGGUUUGACAGUGGGGGGUAAAAAACCAGUGAUUUUUUUUAAAUGUUAUGUUAGCAUUUUGCGGUGGAAUGGGUGGGUGAUGUAUGUUUCUCCCUUGGUCACGCGUUUGAUAACAGCUGCUUUAUUGAAAGGUUUUAUCUUGCGCAAGAAAACAGUCAUUUUUUGUCUGCAUAUGGAGGGAGUGAGACAAUUUGGUUGCAUAGCUUUAGUUUUGCAGUUUUGGAUGUACCCACAAUUGUAAGGUUAGGCGUGAAGUGUGUUUCUCAGCCUUCUCAUCACCUCUCAUAAAAAAGAAAGAAAGAAAAGGAACCCCAAAAAGAAUCUUCCGGUUCAAUCGAGAUCUCCCCUUUAAUCUGUCUGAGACUACAAGAAAGGAGAAAAGACAGAACCCAGAAAAAGAUAAGUUCUUGAGAGUUCAGAGAAUCUUGUUUUUUUCUUUCUUGUGAACAUAUAAAGCCAGUUGCAGAGAAAAUAUCUGGGGUUUAGCUUUGAAGAAGUCUUGAAAAAACCCAAUGGCUUUGGUUGCGGCGCAGCAGCAUCAGAGGGAGAGUAGCAGUGGGAGCAUUGACAAACACUUAGAUUCCGGCAAGUAUAUCCGGUACACGCCGGAGCAGGUGGAGGCUUUGGAAAGAGUGUACGCCGAGUGCCCGAAACCAAGCUCUCUCCGCCGGCAACAGUUGAUCCGGGAAUGUCCCAUUCUAGCUAACAUUGAACCUAGACAGAUCAAAGUCUGGUUUCAGAACCGAAGAUGUAGGGAAAAGCAAAGAAAAGAGGCUUCUGGUCUUCAGGCUGUGAACAGAAAAUUAAGUGCAAUGAACAAAUUAUUGAUGGAGGAAAACGACCGCCUGCAGAAACAAGUUUCUCAGCUUGUGUGUGAAAAUGGCUUCAUGCGCCAACAACUGCAUACUGUACCAACACCCACAGAUGCAAGUAGUGAUUCAGCAGUAUCAACCUCCCAACAUUCUAGAAGAGAUGCAACGAAUCCUGCAGGACUACUCUCAAUUGCAGAAGAAACAUUGGCAGAGUUCCUUUCAAAGGCUACAGGAACGGCUGUGGAUUGGGUUCAGAUGCCCGGGAUGAAGCCUGGUCCGGAUUCGGUUGGGAUCUUUGCCAUCUCACAUAGGUGCAGUGGAGUCGCAGCACGAGCAUGUGGUCUUGUUAGUUUAGAGCCUACCAAGAUUGCUGAGAUCCUCAAGGAUCGUUCUUGUUGGUUCCGUGAUUGUCGAAAUGUUGAAGUCUUCACCAUGUUUCCUGCUGGAACUGGAGGGACUAUCGAACUUCUCUAUUCUCAGAUAUAUGCUCCAACAACAUUGGCUGCUGCCCGUGACUUUUGGACACUAAGAUACACAACCACCCUGGAGAAUGGCAGCUUUGUGAUUUGUGAAAGAUCACUUACGGGUACAGGGGCAGGCCCGCAUCCAGCAUCAGCAUCUCAGUUUGUUAGAGCUGAAAUUCUUCCUUCCGGAUAUCUCAUUCGUCCAUGUGAGGGUGGAGGAUCAAUUAUACAUAUUGUUGACCACCUUAAUCUUCAGGCCUGGAGUGUGCCCGAGGUGUUGCGCCCACUUUAUGAAUCCUCAAAAGUCAUUGCCCAGAAGAUGACAGUUGCAGCACUGCGAUAUAUCAGACAAAUCGCGCAAGAAACUAGUGGUGAGGUUGUUUAUGGUCUGGGAAGACAGCCAGCUGUUCUAAGAACAUUUAGCCAGAGAUUAAGCAGAGGGUUCAAUGAUGCAGUUAAUGGAUUCAAUGAUGAUGGUUGGUCUAUACUGAGCUGUGAUGGUGCUGAAGAUGUUACUAUUGCCAUAAACUCAACCAAAAAUUUUGGCCCCACUUCUGGCACACAUCAAAUGCUUGGAGGUGUUUUAUGUGCAAAGGCAUCUAUGCUACUACAGAAUGUCCCGCCAGCUGUACUAGUCCGUUUCUUGAGGGAACAUCGUUCCGAGUGGGCUGAUUUUAAUGUGGAUGCCUAUUUUGCUGCUGCUUUGAAAUCAAACUCUUAUUCUUACCCCGGAAUCAGGCCUACAAGGUUCACUGGGAGCCAGAUCAUCAUGCCACUUGGGCAAACUAUAGAACACGAAGAGAUGCUUGAAGUCAUCCGGCUUGAAGGGCAUGCUCUUGACAAUGAGGAUAUUUUUAUGUCAAGAGACAUAACAAGGGACAUUCAUCUCUUACAGAUGUGCACGGGAAUCGAUGAGAAUGCAGUGGGAGGGUGCGCAGAACUUGUUUUUGCUCCAAUCGAUGAGACUUUCCCUGAUGAUGCUCUAUUGAUACCAUCCGGCUUUCGCAUCAUUUCCUUAGAAUCAAAAUCAAAUGACGUGCAGGACACACUCACAGUUCAAAGAACACUUGAUUUAACAUCAAGUCUUGAAGUCGGGCUGGCGGGAAAUCAGUGCGGGACCCAGUCCAGUUAUGCGCGGUCGGUCUUGACCAUUGCGUUCCAGUUCCCGUUUGAGAUCAACCUGCAGAGUAACAUUGCUAUAACGGCAAGGCAGUAUGUGCGCAGUGUGAUUUCGUCUGUUCAGAGGGUUGCAAUGGCAAUAUCCCCAACCCCAACUGGUCCUAUUGGUGGCCCCAAGUUAUCCCUCACGUCUCCGGAAGCUGUACCACUGGCUCAGUGGAUCUGCCAGAGCUAUAGUUACCAUAUGGGAACAGAACUGUGUGGUGCUAGCUCUGCUGGUGGGGAAUUGGUGUUGAAAAAUCUCUGGAACCAUCAUGAUGCCAUUUUAUGCUGCUCUAUAAAGUCACAUCCUGUCUUCAUCUUUGCUAACAAGGCUGGACUUGACAUGUUGGAGACGACUUUGGUUGGUUUACAAGAUAUUGCGCUGGAUAAAAUGUUUGACGAACGCGGGCGAAAGACACUGUUCUCCGAACUUUCAAAAAUCAUGCAGCAGGGGUAUGCGUACUUGCCGGGUGGAAUUUGUACGUCAGCAAUGGGACGCCAUGUGUCAUACGAGCAGGCCAUCGCAUGGAAAGUCCUUUUGGCGGACGAGAACACUGUACACUGUUUGGCGUUCUCGUUUAUGAACUGGUCGUUUGUUUAACUUGUCUCUGCUUCUUAAACCCUGUCUGGGGCACCGGUUCGUUGGAACAGGAAUAGCGGCUUUGAAUCAGAGAGGGAAUUUUUGUAAUGUGUUAACAAAAUGAUAAGUUAUCCCAGACUUGGUUAGGCUUUGCGGUGUAUUUAUGGAUUCUGGUCGAGGUUUUGUUAUUCCCAUUGUAAAUCAUGCAAGUGUGGCUAUGGCAAUUGGUUUAGGUUUAGAGUUCAUUCCUUUGUUGGGGCCUCAAACUCUAAAAGGGGACCUUUUUUAUUGGUUAGAUUUUUGGUGAUUUUAGGGGUUUUUGAUAGGUUGUGGCUCAAAGCUAGAGGCUUUGGCAAUGGAAUUGGGAAAGAUACUGGUUUA
Molecule: messenger RNA, 3813 nt
Organism: Cuscuta campestris
Lineage: Eukaryota; Viridiplantae; Streptophyta; Magnoliopsida; Solanales; Convolvulaceae
Source: the annotation of a GenBank genome assembly